Molecule: messenger RNA, 840 nt
Organism: Anguilla anguilla (European eel)
Lineage: Eukaryota; Metazoa; Chordata; Actinopteri; Anguilliformes; Anguillidae
Product: histone H2A.Z
Exons: 5
Coding region: 137-523 (128 amino acids)
Cellular component (GO): nucleosome
Molecular function (GO): protein heterodimerization activity; DNA binding; structural constituent of chromatin
Source: RefSeq, a predicted model, not a curated record
UCGUCUGAAAGAAGUAGUCCCGGAUGUCCUGGUAGUCUGCGUAUAUAAUGAAGUUAAGGCGGGACGACCAGUUUCAAACAAGAUAAGGUAAAGCGCAUUUUCGGUGUGAUCUGCGUGUCGGUAUAGCAGUAAUACAAUGGCUGGUGGCAAGGCUGGGAAGGAUUCCGGAAAAACUAAAACAAAAGCCGUUUCGCGGUCCCAGAGAGCAGGCUUGCAGUUCCCCGUGGGCCGUAUUCACAGACAUCUGAAAUCCAGGACGACCAGUCACGGUCGCGUUGGGGCGACUGCAGCCGUCUACAGUGCAGCUAUUCUGGAAUACUUGACUGCUGAGGUGCUGGAGUUGGCGGGAAACGCCUCUAAGGACCUGAAGGUGAAGCGCAUCACGCCCCGCCAUCUGCAGCUGGCCAUCCGCGGCGACGAGGAGCUCGACUCGCUCAUCAAGGCCACCAUUGCUGGAGGAGGAGUCAUCCCCCACAUCCACAAGUCUCUGAUUGGCAAGAAGGGACAGCAGAAGACCGUAUAACCCCGCCUCCACGGCCAGGUCAUCUCAGGACAACAGCGGCGUCUCCGAAGGACCUAGAACGCUCUUUCUUUUAAGACUGUUUUAAAGGUGGGGGGGGGGGGUGGUAGGGGAGGGAGAAGAGGGUUGUCCUCUGCCCCCGUUCAUUCUGGGUUUUUUUUUGUUUUGUUUUGUUUUUUAAAGGAAGGUUGGCUUCAGAGAAGCUGGGAUUUUCCAUUUUAAGAUUCAUGUUCAGGUACCGAGCUGGGGGGUGUGGUAAGGUGGGGGGGUGUGCGGUUUGACUGAAGUGACUUCCUGGAAAUAAAGGUCAAUAAGCACUC